Messenger RNA from Amoebophrya sp. A120, 4210 nucleotides. NCBI's taxonomy places the organism in Eukaryota, Dinophyceae, Syndiniales, Amoebophryaceae. The record is from the annotation of a GenBank genome assembly.
CAGCAGGCCGCGUGUGAGUAGCUUCCAUUCCAGUACCGUGUCUGUGCCUUCAGACUAUGAUUGAACUUGCUCGGAGGGCAUGAACACGAUAAGCACAGGAGUUCUCGUCGGCGCUUUCAAUUUACUUUACGAAACCAUACUGGAACAAACUGUGUCGUGAUAGACCCAUAUCAAGAGUUUUUGACAUUUUCCUCCCACGAUAACUACCUGCUCCUUCGGAUAAUUUAUAAAAGAUGGGCAAAAGCAGUAGACAUCACGACGAUCUCUUGAGCGAUCGUCCGUCCUCAGAGCGGACGAAUCGCCCCAGGGGAGCUCGAUCAAUCGCUACAACAGCGGACAUCAUGGCUGGCGGUGGCGACGCCAAGAAGUCACCCAGCAAAAAAACGAAAAAGCAGUUGCGCUCGGUGUCGACGUCCAGAGAGUCUUCAGUGAAAACUAUCUGCACCAACAGCGCGGAGGAAGGAGAUGAACGACAGCGCCAGCGGGAAUUGCGCGACAGAAAAAACACGAAGUGUAGUGAGGUAAGAAGUGUGUUUCUUGGUCGCGCUGGAUGCAGUUGAAAAGAGUCUUCUUUUCGAUUUCAAGAUAUUUUUUCUCAUAAGAAGUGGUGCCUUGAUGGUGGAGUGCAAGAGAAUGUAAUGGUCAAAUUCGAAUAGAUAGAUUUUCACUGGCUGCAAGAGAAGAAUGACCUCGGACUCCUCGGGAAAUAUGCAAAGCUAUCCGCAAGAACGUCAUUGUCUUUGUGAUUCCUGACAGACGAAGCGGGUCGCGGCCACCUUUGAUUCCAGCUCGCCAUCACCAACGCGACAACAAGAUGGCGAUGGGCUCCAGCAGCUACAAGAUUUAGAAGACCGCGCCAGCCGCUACGGGCGUAGGAGCAACGCUGAUGCUGCAAGCCGUAGAACUACUACCCAAAGAACUACUACAGUUCGGGCCCCGGUGGACAGCAAGAAGGAACGAAAUAAAACCCAGCGCAAGAACAAGUACGACCACGAAUACCAAUACGACAGCGUACUUGACGAAACGACUCGGAGCGCUACGAUAAGCGGUUCUUCCCGUGAAAAGAAGAAAAAGAAAAAGAAGGACAAAAGAACCUGUUCCGAAUGGAGGUCAAAUUGUUCACGAAGUUCUCCUUCGGCUGACGAGAGAGGAGAUGGACGAGCCUAUCGACAACCUCCUUAUCAGGAACGGUACGAUCCUGGUGCUGACGAUCGCGGCUCAGGCGGACGCGGUAACAGCCAGCAGGGCUUGUUUCAGGAGCACUUGGAUGCCAGGAGCAGCAGAAGCAGUCGUGCGACUUUCAAUGAGAAAGACAAAAAGAGGAAGAAGCAGAAGCACGACAAGAAAACGCGGAAAAGGUAAAUACUGAAAUUUCAUCAUCCAUCUUGUUCUAAGUAGGAUUUUCUUUUCCCUGAAGCCGGCCUGCUAGGUACGACAACGACUUGUUGCUAUUUCUACUUUAUCUCGAAAGAAUACGGUAAAUCUAAAUGUUAUUUCGCGUCUUCUACUGUCCUACUUGCGAUGAGAAGCUCAACACAACUCUUCAGUCUUCUUCUUUCAUCACGACAGGCAUUACGAUUCCGGGAGUGAUUCCAACUCCCUACCCGCAGGCGAGCGCGGCGUCCACCCAGCGAGGACGCAUCAAAGCGAGGAGAGCGACGCCCAGUCCUCGAGGCGGGACAGUCAUAUCGAUUUGAAUUCCCUCUCGCACGCGCUCCCGCCCGGUGCGCACCCACUAGGGGAAUCCUACGGCACGGCGCUGAAUGCGUCCGCGGUGACCGGAUGGGACUACCGAUCGGAAGUUCAUCGUAAGAACCCGCCUGCUGCACCAUCUAGGUGGGCGGGCAGUAGGAGGAGCAGUCCUGAUUGGGGUGAAGACCGUGGUGAGAACAGGGGGGAGAGGAAGAGCAAAAAGAAAAAAUCCUCGCGCCACAGUUCCCCUUCCUCGUUUGCCUCGAACAGGAGCAGCAAGCGCGACUACGACAAGAAAAGCAGAAAGACGCACCGGCAGCGCUGCAGCACCAUUCGCGAAUAUGGGUCACAGGACGAGGGUGCUGACGAUUAUAUGGAGGACCACUACGAUCGCGAACCAGGACAACUCCGCCGCGGGAGCGGGAGACGGCGCAGCGACAGUGUUGCCCAGCCGCCCGCGCUGCCGACCUCCGGUCCGGUGGCAGCUUGGGAGAAGAUACGGUUUCUAGCCCAGAAACACGAAGUUACUGACGAAGUUUUUCGCGAACAGAGGGAGUUCACCCAGUUUUACGGCCUGGUCUACGAAAUAGAUGUGGUAAACAAGGACUGCGCGGAGGCGAUGUAUCGCUACUUCCUGGUGACGUGCAAACUUUGCAGCAAACAAGCCAGCCACACGUAUGAAUAUCGAAGAUGAUUCUUUGCUUGGUUUUAUCUCCGACUGGUUAGUUUUUUUUGCAAUGUUCUUCCUUGAGUAAGAAAGUAGAAGUACUCAUGGAACUUUUUUCAAGCACCAGUUAAUCUUACUUGCCUGUCGCAUGCAAAGCGCACUGAUCUGAUCGCAGGACGCAUCUGGAUAGCAAGGACCACAAGCGCCGGAUGGAAAACUUUCUUGCGAUGACGUACAGCGGCAGCUAUAGUGCCUACGCUGCGAGCGAGCAGUAUUGUCCCGAAGUACCGCGAGAGCCGUAUGUGCAUGACGGGCACCAAUACAACAACCAUCCGAGCAGCAGCACUAGAGCAGGAACCGCUCCAAGCGGAGUCACGCAAUCUGAGCCACGCUACGGACGUCCCCGCUGGGCUGGACCAGCACCAGCAGCACCGGAGUUGUCCUCAUCGAAAGACCCGGCACUAGCCGAAAGGAGAGCCGCGGAACAACGGUAUAAAGAGGCAUCUAUUGGCGCAGCGAACGAUGAAUUCUACCGACAGAAUCGGGACAGGGCAAGGUUAAAACGGCGGGAAGGUGAACAGGAGCGCGCGGGGAAAGUGGAAGAUGUGGCAAAGGAGAAUCAAAAGAACGCGCAAGAGAUCUUCAAUAUUCUGGACACGGAAGAGACUGAAGGUCUUGAUGAAGCACCAACAUCUGCUGUGCCUCCAUUGCGACGAGGCGAAAAGGCUGCACAUCUUCAAUCCCAACAGGUCGAGCAAAAGGAACUCGAACCAGGUUCCACCCGACGAGAACAUCAAAAUCAACUGACCGGUACUAGAGGGUCCACGGAGUCGGAUUUUGUCGACGAGGAAUUGGAGAAUGAGUUUGGAAACAUGCGUGGCCACGUGAAGCAGAUCCGGAAGAUUCGAAAGCAGAAGCGGGAGAAGAAAGCCGAGCUCGCGGCUGCGAAGGAAACUGCAGCGGUUGCGCUCCGGGAGCUGGAGCGAGCGCAGGAGCGGAUCAAGGAGCUGAGUGACGAGUUAGCGGACUUGGAAGCGGAGAAAAGGAAACUGGGGUUCGGGACGCACGGGACCACACAAAGGAUUCACGUCUGCGCAGAAAAUUACGAGGUGGAAACCUCGGACGACGAGGUUGUCGCAAAAAGGAGAGAUGAUGAAGACCAUGCGAAGCAAAGCUCCAAAAAGAAGCCGGCUACAGCAGGUACUACGUCUGAGCGAAAUUGGGAAAGGGAUGACCACGCCACUCCGUCAGUUGUGCCGGCUGCCUCUACACGCGAAAAAGAAGGGAAAGAAGACCGCGCACCACACCAGGACACGCACAGCAGAAGAACCAGAAGAGAUCAUCGCGUUGACGCUGUAGAGGAGAGGGAGACCACACGAAGAAGUGCCGAGCACAAAAAUGAGGCUGCGAGUACGCAUCGGGGGAAGGUUUCUGCACACCCAGACGACGAAGCCCGAAGCAGGAAAUCAAAAAAGGAGAAGAAGAGCAGAAAACGGAGCACCUCGUCCUCUUUCCUCGAACGGUUCCAAUUCGAGUCCGGAAGUCGUGUUAGGGAACCGCAUGAUGACAAGCUCAGUGAAAACGCUAAGCUGUAGUUCGCCAGUUGGCCACCGCAGUGAGUGUGAGGGGUGACUACAGCACGAGAAACUUCUGCCAGUUUUGAAUGCUAGACCCGUUUUCUUUUAAACCCUUUACUGGGUAACAUCAUCAUCAUCAUAUUGACGCUAAAAAUUCUACACGAUGAAGCGAUCGCGAUCCUCAGUUCUGAAGCCCGAACUCAUUCUUCACAGAACAGUUUUGUAAAACUUAUCUGCCAAAUUUAGUUUGUAUGCCCAGCAAAGCUAUUAUUAU